GUAAAUGUGUACGCACGAAACUAGAGGACCCCGUGCGUAAGCCCCAGAUGUAUGAACGCGGAGUAUUUUCUUUUUAUAUGAAUUUAUGUAUCUAGCAGGGGGCUAAUCUUUAGCUCGAGACAUUUGGGGUGUGUUUGAUGCUGUGUGAGCCCUUCACGGUGGUACCCUGGACUUUGUUGAGCUGUAAGUAACAUGAACAGCUGUCAUGCAAGAUUUUGAAACCAGAUAGCGGCGAAAUUGUUGGAGCCACGAGAUCCCUGACUCUGUGGGAUCGAUUGUAGACUCUGAUAAAUGCUUUCCUGACCUAACCUCACAGUAUUUAUUAUAGUUUGUGUUGUAGGUCGAAAUGCUUCAGCCACACUGUACAAACACAUUCAGGUGGUCAGUCUGGCUUUUGUUGAAUUCGGUGUUAUUCCUCUUUGUGUCCAUCAGCACAGACCUAUAGCCUCCAAAGAUGAAGUCCAAGAAGAAGAAGAGGCAGGAUGAUUUCCAGAAGGUGAAGUUGAAGGUGGGAAAGCUGAAACCUAAAGCGGAUAAUGCCACCAACACAAAUUUCCGCUCCAAAGGAAUCCACAUAUCAGAACAGCUGAGGAGAGACACAAGCGGCCCCACCACUCACAGACAGCUUGGUAUUAAUGUAAGCUAUUCCAUUGUUUCUUAAUUUGACAGUAAACUGAAUCAACUCUGGAUCACUAAGAGUCUCCUCCCUCUCUUUCCUCCACCAGGACCUUCUGUCUCAGCUCCACCAUUACAAUGCCAAUGUGAAACACAGUGCCUUGUUGGGUUUGAGAGAGUUGCUGUCUCUCAAUCCCUCCUUGUUAGAGCAGCACCUGUCUCGCUUGCUUUCUGAAGUGGCAGCUGUUUUCACAGACAAGGAUGGCAAUGUUCGUUUGGCAGCGACACGUGUGCUCAGGUGAGACAAAUUCAAAUAUGACUUUAUUUAUAUGGCACUUUUCCUACAAAAAAAAUUCAAAGUGGCUCACAGAGGCUAAGAACAAAAAUAACAACAAUAAAACCCAACACUCCCACCCACACACACAACCAUGAACCCACAUGCACACAAAGGCACACACCCACUCUACACUCACCCACACAUACAAAUACACAACCGCACAAAAUGUGAGAAUUUAAGAUGUAUUGUUAGAGAGACAUGGCCUGACAAUAUAUCUUAUCUUUGACAAGCAUCUGUGAAAAGGGAAAUUCAGCAAUACAACAAAAAUGAACCCUUGGUGUUAUUUUCUCUCAUCUGUUUGAACCUGUGUUUACCUUCCAGGUUCAUUUCACAGUCUGUGCCCGCAGAACGAGUGGCUCCAUUUUUCCCCCUCCUUAGUGCCCACCUGUCUUGUGCCAUGACCCAUAUUGAGCCUGGCAUCCAGGAGGAUGCCAUGAAGGUUCUUGAUGUGAUGCUGGAGCAUUACCCUGGUCUGUUAGCUGCACGUCCUGCUGUACUUCUCACUAACUUCCUGGAGUUGAUUUCUCACAAACAAAGCAGCUCUGGUGCCAAAAAGUCCCAAGAUGCAAAGGGAAGAACAUGGGCACUGUCAGUCAACCCAAGCAGGGCUGUGACGAGUCAGCACUGGCGUCUCUCUGUUCUUUCCAGGUUUGGAUUAAAUGCUCUCACAUUUUGAAUAUUUUUUGAAAAUUCUAACAUGAAUCAUGCUACCAGAGUUACUUUUAUGUCAUUUGUAUUUCAAGGCUUGGGCGCUUCCUGCAGGCAGUGGUUGAAGAAAGACCUGUGGAGGAAAGUGAUAUUUUUGUCCAAACUGAAGGAGUAUUUGGUUCCAGUGGAGAGGGUAGGCUAACACCUCUCAACCUAAACUGGGAAGAGCUCACCUAUAACAAAGUUGGAGUCAGGGUGUAUGAGCAUUCUGGGGCCAAACCAACUCCACAGUCCACCUUCAAACUCAGGUAAGACACUGAAAAUUUCUUAAACCAUGAAGAAAUUUAGACCAGAGAGAAAAUGUGUUUUAAAAUUUAAAUUUAAAAAAGUUUCAGUUGAAUUUCCUAGAUUCUAAUCCAUGUUUUGUGUUUGCCCCUCUUUUUUUUUUUAUCAGACCGGAGGUGGAACCUGGACCCGCACUGGGUGAGGGGCUGGACUCUGCUGAUUCUGUUCAAAGCUUUGCAUCCACUCUGGUGCCUCUUCUGUUAGAAGUCUGGGUGGAAGCUAGUACCAGUGACUGUCCCUGGAAUAGCAGUGACAGUGCUCACCUGCUCACCCCAGAUGCAAUGUCAAUAAUGUUCCAAGUGUUGUCCAUCUUGCAACUGCUGAGAAAACUGGCGCCUCAGCAGGAGCACAGGGAUGCACUGGUGAGAUGAAGAGUGUAAAAAUAUCCAGUAGUAUAUUUUUUAUACAAGAAAAAGUUGACUAAUGACGGUUCUACCUUUUUGUAGGAUGCAUGGUUUCACAAAGAAUACCUGGGCGAUUUUAAGCAGUAUUUCAUGAAAAACUUUCCCUACGGUACUCGGGACACACCUAAACAUAAAAAGAAGGUCGAUAUUAAAAGGUGAGUAAUAUCAGCGUUAAAUUAAGGGCAGACAUUCUCCCUCAGCCUUUCUUUAAAGCAUUCUUAUGUAAGGUAUGAGAAAGGCAAAGAACUUCAUUUUAAGGUUGUGGUUGUGUGUAUUUAAUUUCACCUGCAAAUCUUGUGAAAUAUAGUCAAACACACAUGAAGUACCAAUGAGCUGUUGUUGCACUAAUUGAUUACAAAGAUCCAAAUCAGUGGUGGUACUAAAAUUCCUUUGCUUUCACUGCAGGACUAAACAGACUGUCGCUGCCCUGGGGUUGACAGUGGAGCCUCUGGCCUUAAACAUCACACUGUGCCAAGUCAUGGUGUCCCUGAGUCAGAGGCAAGGACUUAGCCGAGAGAUGGCCGGAGACUGGCUGACACCACUUAGGGUGUUUGUGAGAGACACUCUGAGCAGUGGAGUGAAGCUCAGCUACAGACAGCUCCACAUGCUGCUGGGAACUGUGUGGAAAAUGGUGCUCACACAGAGUAGCAAAAGUAAGCAUAUAAAGCUCGUUUAUAUAAUGUAUAAUACUUGUAUGUUGACACACAUACUAUGGACUGAGGUGUUUGAAAAAUGAGCAGACUUUUAUUUUUGAAGUCAUGAGUCAGCUGAUUCGUUUGUUUGUUUAUGUGUGUUUGUAUUCUUGCAGCAGUGACAGAGGAGCUGUUGGCAGCGGUUUAUGUGUACUACAAGCAGAGGAACCUGACUUUACAGACGCGAUCUUUGCUGCUGUCUUUCUACAGCAAACUCUACCUGCAGGUGCAAGGACACACACACAUAGCAAGGUACCUCAAGUCAUUGUUGUCUUUGCACUGUAUGGGGUUUUUAAACUGAGGACUCACAGUAUUGAGUUGAACAUAAUUUCUGCAGUAGUUUCCUGCUGAAGACCAUCAUUUUGAAAUGCCCAGUUCUUCAUUAAAUGCACCUGCUCAAGGGUCUUUACAAUAAAAGUAGGCAUGAAAAUACAUAAUCACAGUACAGGAGAGAGAAUAGUGCUUCCAACUGUUUAUUUAUUGGUUUAAGCAUUCUCAGAGGCUUUUUCAUCAUUUCAUAGUGCAUCCAUUAUUAAAUUUACAAUAUCUCUGCUGACAUUUAUUACAUAUCAAUUUAUUACCCAAUUUGAACGGGUUGUUUAUUAGAAAUUUAAGUUUUCCAGGACAUUAAUCAUGGCCACCCAUUUGAAAGAAGUAAGAAACAAACAGUGACUGUUUCAGGGACUGCCUCAUCACACUGUCAGUUGUAAAAGAGGGUUUAAGAGUAAAGUCUGGAUGUAAGAGUGUUUUCCCGGGUUUAACUUUUCCUGAAAACUCAUCUCUUUUUAGUGCUUGUUUAUAAAGAGGAAGACAGAAUAAGAAAUAGAGCGCAGUGUUCUAGUCCUCCCUAAUCUAUGUUUUCAGGAGGAAUGAUGUAACAUCUACACGUCUGCUGAAACACAAAGAUCUAUUGAAGUCUAAAUGAAAAUGCUUUGAACAGAUAGGCUUCAAUUGUGUGUUUUUAUUCAGACACAUGAUUGUUUGCGCAAACCAGGCUUUUUACUACCCCUUGCUGUCUUCCUCUGAAGGAGUAAGGUGCUGAGUCGCUGGCUGGCGUACCUCCCUGUACAGUUGUCCCAGCUGGGCCACCGCAACCCUGCCCUCUCUGCACGACUCAUCCUGUCCAUCCAGGCAGCUGCCUCCCGGGGAAACAAAGACAUGCUCAGCAGCCUGCAGACAAACGCAUGCUCACUUUACGGUAAACACUCAAUUAAAAGAGAAAAGCAAAGCGUGAUUGUUGUAGAGUUUGUAGCAUCUCGUAGCAGAAACAUCUGUUGUUGUGAAAUCGUAAUGUUGAAAUGAAACGGGAGAGAAGAGGGGGGAGCAUAUGGAUAGAAACUGUGGCACAGCAAGCAAUUUACUAUUACAAGACUCCUUUUGUCUGAGGUCUUCUGACAUCAGCAUGUGCGUCAGAGAAAGACCGUGGUGCACACACACACACACUCACACGCACAUCUCAGACUCCACCGUAGUAGCUACAUCUGUUUCUUUUUUUUUCUUUUUUCUACUGCUAGUAGGCAAGUUUUCCUGGUAUUGAUUCAUUUUCCUGUUAGAGGGUCAUGUUAAAUGCCCAGAGGGCCCCGUGCAUUGCUGUCUGUGUUUUAUCACAUGUUAAGUAUGUCGUGCGUGUGUGUGUUUGUGUGUCAAGAUUCACAGGAGGGAGUCAUAACCGUGUUACCGUCAGAGACGCAGCAGCAAAUGGUGCAGCUGCUCUACUUCCUGCCCAAGAUGCCCCAGCCCCUGCUUGCCAAUCUAAGCUGCUGCUGCACCUCUGGACGAAUCUCCGCUGGCCUCGCUGCCUCUCUGAUUCGUAUUGUUCACUUUAGGUGAGUUUUCAAAACUCUUAAGAACUGCUGAAGCCUCAUAAGCACAGUUUGAUACCAGAAGAGACAUGCUUUUUACCUUCGGAUUUAAGCGGCACAUGAAGUAAACACUGGAGACAGUCUUCCCGACCACCACCAGAUGGCAGUGUUGCACUUUUAAACACAACACUCACUGAAACUGAUACCUGUAAGACACCUUAUCUUUCUGUCGACAGGUACUGAUGUUGAGAAUGUGUGUAUUCAAAUUUAAAUGAACGAGUGACAGCAAAUAAUCACAACCGAAGCUUACCUUUCCGUGUGUGUGUGUGUGUGUGCGUGUGUGUGCGUGUGUGUGCGUGUGUGUAUGUGUGAGUGACAGUAAUGAGUAGGACACAAAGAGCUCUUUGGGAGGCUGGAAUGCAGUGUCGUCACAGAGUAGUAGUUGAGAAGACACUUCUGUCCGCAUGUGCGUGCCGACUUCAUAACAACUCUUAAUAUUCGCUCACAUUUCCUACUGUAACAGAUCUAUCCUCCCCUCGAGACAUGGGGGAGAUAUUUGAUAACGGAUUGUCCUCAAUGUUACACUGUUGCAAAACACAGCGUCAUGAAUAAUUUUUACGUGAUGCAAAAGAGGAAUAUUUACUCCAGGGAAACACAAUUUGGAAAUUAAUUUAAAUGGUUCCCCCCGAAAUACGUAGAAUAUUUGAAAAGAUGACGUUCAAUACUCAGAAAAAUGGGGUGUUCGAUCCACAUAUUUAUUUGUCUCUAAUUGUAUAACCUGGUUAUGUUCCUCAGGUCAUCUCUGAGCAGCUGGUCUGUUGGGUGCCAGGAAGCGGCCCUGCAGGAUGUGGACUACAUCAGCUUCCUGUUCUCCACCCUUACAGGCUUCUCAUCUGACAGGCUGGCCACCCUGCAGGAGGAUGACGACGACUGCCUGCCUCCCUCGCCCCUCUCACCGCUCAGCCUCUACCCCACGCCGCUGGAGCAGUUUACUCACCACUGGGAUAUUGUUGAGGUGCGUUUACAGCACGCCAUCUUUCUAACAACUACCUUACCAAAGUCACCGCUGAUGAGAAAACUUGGAUGAAAGACCGGAAAGUAUUUAAAAUUGACAAGAGCAGAAAAGACAAUGUUUGAAAAUGAAGGGUCUUGGUAUUCUGGACACAGCAGUGGUCUUUUAGUCCCCCUGGUCCCUCUCUGUCUCUCAUAAAGAGCUCAGAGGGUGAAAGCUUUAUCGUUGCACUCCGGCUGAGAGGGGAACCAUUAUCGCGUUGCACAGGUUGGAGAUGCAUGGUUAUCAGGCACGGUGGAUAUGCACAAAUGCUAAUGAGAGCCUAUGGCAUGAUGGGAGUGUGACAUUUCUGCACAGAAAUUACAGUUAACGUUACAAUGCCCUGGGGCAAGUGUGUGUGUGGGUGUGUGAACAAGAGGGGGGCUUAUAAUCACUAAUUCAGCUCCUCAAUUAAGCCCUCAGAUCCUGCCUCUCUCAUCUCCCUGUCUGAGUCAAUCAUGGGCAAGUGGCGGGAAAGAGGAGGGAGGGGACGUGGUGCCGAAAGAGGAGGGAGGGGGAGGAGGCAUUAAGGGACGGACUGUGUCAACUCCAGUUCAACUAAUGAGACAGGAUUGUUUUUAAUGAUGGGGAGAAUGCCAACAGGUGCAGCGCUCUGACACACGCCGGCUCGCUCUCACUCUCGCACUUCGGCACGCACACGCACAAAUCAAAUUGAUAAAAGCUAAUGAGAGAUUUGAUUUGGAUUUGAAGUUAACAAGGAAAAAGAUACGUCUUGUUUUCCACUUUCAAAAAGUUUCUGAGAGCUGCUAAGCCUCGAUACGCUAUGAUGCGUCUUUUAUCCCAGCAAAACAUGGAAUCAGAUACUUUUCAGUGUGACCUUGAUUCAGUACAAGCGUAUUGAGUGAAGGCCUCCUGGCUUAAUCCAGACAAUGUUGUCGAGAUACUCUAGUAUAAGAAGAACUUUAUUAAUCCCCUGAAGGGAAAUUCAAUAUGUAUACUCGUGCUCAAAUGCUUUGUUUAUUCAUAGCAGUGAUGUGUGUGUCAAGCUGUUUUUCCUGAAUCAGUCUUCAUUGACUUGAUGUAAAACUACCAAUUAUAUGUUUGAUUUUCACAUUCAGCCAAUAUUUCAUCUGAUAUGAAACUAAUUUUUGAUGCCACUGUUUUAUUUUUAGGAAGUCUGCCACUGUCUGGAAACUCUGGGUUCAAAGUCUCAGUGCUUCGACAUCUUGCAAAAUGGCAUUUGCAAGUACCUGGUAUGAAACUUCCCCACUUGGUUGAAAGUAUUACACUAUUUUCCAGUCUGAAGUCGUCGGUAAAUUAAAAAAGAGCAUAUCUGUGUGUGUGUUUCUGUAAGACCAAGUUAGGGAUUGUUCCUGACAAUAUGGCAGCCGGCCUGCUCAGAGCUGUAUCCAGACUAAUGGACCUGUCCGUCCUGCCCAUUGAGCCCGUGCUGCGCUUCCUGUCCCAGUGCUGCCUAAGCCUGCUGGCUCUGCUGGUCACCCUGCAGCAGGAGUUACCUGCUGAAACCAACCACAAAAGGUAAAACGAUACAACCUGUUACUGAUCUUUGUUUGGUGGCAAAAGUGAACAAAGAGGAGAUGUGUCCUUGUAUAACCGGAGUGUCACUACGAUAAGAAGGCUGAGCAAAUAAGUGUUUCAAUCUAGAAUCGGACCAAUAGAUAUUGCUUUAUAUCCCAUUUUUUUCUACCUGUCAUGCAUGUAGUUUGCAGAUAACAGUAACUGGGUUUCAAACACCUUUUGUCCCAUGUGCAGAGAGGCCAUAUGGGGUGCCUGUGUGUCGGCGUUGAGCACUGUUCCUCGCCUGCUCCGGAUGGUUCUGCAGUUGCUGCGAGUUGGAGAUCUAAAUGAGGAUGAGCUUCCACAGCUGGGUCAGAUCUUGUCCAUGCUGCUGCAGCACACGCCGAUCCAAAACCAGCUGCUCGCUAAUGCUCCUCUGCUGCAGGAGAUUAUACAGCAGCUCACGGUAAACGUGGAAUUAACAGGAGUUGAUUUUACAUAAAGAAAUUAAAAUCUGUUCACCUGUCAUGGCAGCUGUUAAACCUAAUUCUUUGUGUGUGUGUGUGUGUUUCAGAGGUAUUCAAGGGGGGCGACCAGGGAGCAGUGGUUGACAGACUUACUCUAUUGUUACAGUGUCACUGUAACGCAUGGCUCUUCAGCCCGCCGUGGAAACCUUGGUCUUCGAGACAUGUACUGACCCCCCUCAUAGUAACAAACUGAACAUUCACAGCUGUGUGUAGUCACUUACACAUACCUACGUUUUCACACAGGUAGAACAGUGCAAAUGUGAUUUUUCUUUUUGUUGUAAUCAAAGAAUACUCAACAUUUUGUUUUUACGGCUUUCUUUCUGUCUUAUAAACUGCCUCAGUGUCCCGUAUUUGUUCCCUUGUCUUUCUUCUAUUUGUCUUAAUUCAUCUACUUUGACAAAUGCUGUUUCUGCGAUGCCUACUGAAAGAAACAUGAUGAACUUUAGAUUGAAAUAAAUAAAACUUAAAAGGGAAAAAGAUGGAAAAGUGAACGUAAAGGCAUCAGAUUUAUGUUUGAAUUUUAUUUCAUUUUUAUAAAACACAAAUAAAAACAAACAAUGAGGGUAACAUGGAGUUUUUUUGUGCAAAUGCAUAUCAAAGUAAAUAAAAACUGCAUAGUUAAAAGUAAA
This is a messenger RNA of Xyrichtys novacula (pearly razorfish), 8529 nucleotides long. Lineage: Eukaryota; Metazoa; Chordata; Actinopteri; Labriformes; Labridae. The record is from the annotation of a GenBank genome assembly.